AUGAACGAUUUAUGGAGUUUAUCAUUUCCGUGGUUAGCAUCAACACCGUUCGACCCCAUUGGAUCCAUCCGCGCCUUUGGACUCCAAUCUAACUUGACAACUAAGAUCCCCGAACGUUUUUUACGCGCGCCGGUCUCUCAAUGUGUGAUAUGCCCAAAAGCACACAAUUUACAUGUCCAUAGCCGCCUCGAUGGGUAUCUCUACGACACAGAUGGUGUCCACUCUGUCCAGACUGUCAUCUUAGAUUGCCCAGGCUGUGGCGCAACCUAUCGACCCAGUUACUACACCAACGCUGGUUUUCGACAUUAUUACACAUUGGACAUGGGGCGCGACGUUGAAAUCCUUCACGUCCACUGUCACUACUACAUCACAAACCGGCUGUGUCACCAGUUCCGUGUUAUUCAAAUGCUUGCGCACGUCUCCCACUUUAACUUGACCAACUGGUACAACGAGCUUCAUGUCGAAGACUCGGAUGUCCCCCAGUUUGGAUCUGCACAGGGGUUUUCCCCGUCCAUGUCAGAGGCAGUGUGCCUAGACGCCCUGGAAAUACGUGCUCUGCUCACCCAUGAAGACCGCCGAAACACACAACUUUCUGUGCCUGCGAGUGGAACUGAUGACGCACGGUUCGACCCGGCGAUUGCCGCCCACCUGGACCGACUCGAUAUUGAAGGUACUCGGUUCUGA
This is a messenger RNA of Melampsora larici-populina 98AG31, 684 nucleotides long. RefSeq lists its product as uncharacterized. Lineage: Eukaryota; Fungi; Basidiomycota; Pucciniomycetes; Pucciniales; Melampsoraceae. Bases 1 to 684 code for a protein of 227 amino acids. The transcript is spliced from 3 exons. The record is from RefSeq and is a predicted model, not a curated record.